GAAUUUUAUGGUUAAGAAUUUUAUGUUGGUUUGAAGUUUGAAUCAUGUUUGUAUUUGUUAUUAAAAUUUCUACACCUUUGGAGUAGCAACGAAUUCAUAUAUUGAUAUUAGCCUACAAAAUACAAACAUAUUUUGUUCUAUUUUUGAAAAAUAAUUUUCUCAUAUAUACAUUAUAAUAUAAUGUAUUAUCUCCUAUUCUGUUAGAAAUAAUUAAGUAUUCCUCUUAUUUUUUUAACAUUCAGAAAUUAAAUAUGGAAGAAGAUUACGAUGAUAGGCCUUGGGAUGGUGGUGAUAGACAUGAUGAUUCUGAUGCUGGAGAUGAACCAGAAAAUCCAGAACAAGUUCUAGCAGAAUGUGCUGAGAAAUUCUCAACCCCAGAUUAUAUAAUGGAACCAGGCAUUUUUUCACAGUUAAAGCGUUAUUUUCAGUCUGGAGGAAAUCCAUUACAGGUUAUUGAAGAAUUAUCACAAAACUAUACGGCUGUGGCACAAAUGGCAAAUUUGAUAGCAGAAUGGCUUAUAAUUGGGGUUAUUCUUUUAGGUGUGAAAGUAACAGAUGUUCAAGCUAUGGUAGAAAACCACUUGAAAGAAAUGAUUUUAAAAACUUUUGACCCAAAGAAGGCUGACACUAUAUUUACAGAAGAAGGAGAAACACCUGCUUGGUUAACACAAUUAAUAGAACAUCCUACAUGGAGAUCUUUGAUUUAUAGAUUGGCAGAAGAAUAUCCAGAUUGUCUUAUGUUGAAUUUUACAAUCAAACUUAUUUCCGAUGCUGGCUUUCAAGGGGAAAUAACCAGCAUUUCUACAGCUGCUCAACAACUUGAAGUAUUUUCAAGAGUUCUUAAAACAUCCAUCACAAGUUUUCUUAGCAAUCCAGAAGAAUGGCAAAAUACUAGUAAAGAAUGUGCUAAAAUGGUGUGCCACGGGCAACAUACAUAUGUAUAUAGUCAAGUGAUUAUUCAUAUAUUGGCCCGUGAGUCAAAAGGAGGAAGUAGCAUGAAGAGAUUGUCACAAGAGAUUACUAAAUGUGCCCAAAAGAAUGGGAAUGAUGUUACUCCUAUUACAAUGGCAUUAAAUGGAGCAUCUGGUUACCCUACUGCUUGUCAAGCAUUGACGGCGAUGUUGUCUAAGAAUACGUUGAAUCCAGCAGAUAUAACAGUUUUGUACAGAAAUUAUAGCGGUCCAGAUCCACCACCUAUUGAUCUUGUCAGGACACCACAAUUUUUAGAACUCCUGAUUGAUUCUCUAUUCAAGCCAGGUGUAAAAUUGAACCCCGAUUAUAAGCCAAAGUAUAUUCACUUGCUGGCCUAUGCAUCAAGUGUGUCAGAAGUUCAACCGAAGAAAGGACAAAAGAGGAUCUCAAAUAAAGAAGAAUUGCAACCUACCAUCCGAGCUGUAGAAACUGUACAUAAUAUCUGCAACGGUAAUAAAGGAAGUUCAGAAUUGAUUGCUGAACUGUCCAUUAUUUACCAAUCAUUAAAGUUUCCUGUUGUAUCAGUAGGAAUCAUUCGGUGGGUUGAAUGUACAGUAACGGAACCCAGCUAUUUUAAACUGUCUACAGAACACACUCCGAUUCACCUUGCUUUACUAGAUGAAGUAGUGACUUUACAUCCUCUAUUGCACAAUCAAGUACUGAAUCUCCUGAUUACUUUGUUUGAGUCCAAACAAGAUGAAUUAGAAAUUUUAGUUCAGCUUGAGAUGAGAAAAAUGGUAUUGGAUAGAAUGGUAAAUCUUCUUUGUUCAGGAUGUGUCGUGCCAGUAGUGAAAUAUAUUAAACAGUGUUGGCAGCGAGGUGAUACAGAUAUUUCGUUGAUAAGAUAUUUCGUUACUGAAGUGUUAGAAACAAUUGGACCCCCAUACAGUUCGGAGUUCGUUCAUUUAUUCAUGCCUAUGGUAGAAAAUGAUGAAAUUACCGGUACUAUGAGAGGAGAUGGUGAAAAUGAUCCAGUAUCUGAGUUUAUAGUUUACUGUAAAGCAAAUUACACGACAAUUAUAUAGCAGUUGCAAGAAGAAAGACUGAAGACAAAGAAAGGAAAAUAUUUUGGUUUUGUAUUGAACCAAAUAUGAAAAUGUCUCUAAGACGGUUGUUAAGUACAGGAAUUUAUUUUAAAAUUAGUUAAUUUUAAAUAUUUUCUACUGAAAUAUGUAUUUUGUAUGUAAAAUUAUUUUCAAAAAAUAUAGAAGCAUUCGCAAAUAAGUAAA
Diabrotica virgifera virgifera (western corn rootworm) is the source of this 2201-nucleotide messenger RNA. RefSeq names its product negative elongation factor D (gene TH1). The record is from RefSeq and is a predicted model, not a curated record. NCBI's taxonomy places the organism in Eukaryota, Metazoa, Arthropoda, Insecta, Coleoptera, Chrysomelidae. Gene Ontology annotation, cellular component: nucleus; NELF complex. The transcript has 11 exons. Gene Ontology annotation, molecular function: RNA binding. Gene Ontology annotation, biological process: negative regulation of transcription elongation by RNA polymerase II. Bases 252 to 1997 code for a protein of 581 amino acids.